AUGGGUAGCGAAGCUGUCUCCCUUGCUUUGGGAACGGUGAAGGAUUUGUUAGCUGAAGAAGCCAGAUUCUUGAGCGGAGUGGCGGAUCAAGUCAAGGAAGUUGAAGUAGAAUUGAUACGGAUGCAAUGUUUCUUGAAAGACGCCGACAAAAAGCAAUUGAAUGAUUCGACAGUCCGUAAUUAUGUCAGGGAGAUCAGGCGUCUUGCUUACAGAACUGAAGAUGUCUUGGAGAAGUUUGCCGUUGAAAUCGAAUCCAGGAGAAGAGGUCACGGCUUCCGUAAGGCUUUCAGAAGAUUUGCGUGCCUAAUUUCUGAAGGAAUAUCUCUUCACAGAGUUGGUUCAGAGAUAGCUAGCAUCAAAGCAGGAAUCAACAGCCUCACCACAAAUCUGGAAACUUAUGGUGUCAUAGCAUUGAGCAGUACUGAAGACGGGCAAAGUUCCAAUGCGAGAUUGGAUCAGAAUCAACAGCGGCUGAGACAAACCUAUCCCCAUCAAGUUGAGGAAUAUUUUGUUGGGAUGGAAGAUGAUAUAAGACAGCUUGUGUCCCUCAUCACUGAUGAGGGACUUAGAUCACAUCGAGUUAUUUCAAUAUAUGGGAUGGGCGGUCUCGGUAAGACCACUCUUGCCAGGAAGAUCUACAAGCACAUUGAAGUAGAACGUGCUUUCAAACAGUUUGCUUGGGUUUCCAUUACCCAACAGUGCAAUACGAUGACUGUCUUUCGAGACAUUCUGAAGCAGCUUGUCCCGGAACAGAGGAAGGAAAGUGUUGAGAAGAUGGAUGAGAGGGAAUUGGUAGGAGAGCUUUAUAGAGUGCAGAAAGAGACAAAAAGCUUUGUUGUUCUUGAUGACCUGUGGGAAAUUGAGGAUUGGAAGCGUCUCAGUGUAGCAUUUCCAUUUGCAGAGGCGGAUAGCAAAAUUUUGAUUACAACUCGGAACCGGAAACUCGCAGAAGUUGAAUUCCCCUAUCGACUCAACCUUCUGAACGAGGAUGAAGGCUGGGAGUUACUUCAAAAGAGAGCUUUUGCCAAAAGAAAUGGCGCAGCUUUUUUUACUUGGUAUGGAGCUGUGUUGCAGGUGUUGGCUCUGAGUUAUGACGAGCUACCCUACCACUUGAAGCCAUGUUUUCUUUACCUGGGGCAAUUUCGUGAGGAUGAGGACAUAGAUGCAGAGAUGUUGUAUCGAAUGUGGACAGCAGAAGGGAUGGUCUCAGCAGAUCAUCGCGGAAAAGGAGAAACUCUGACAGAUGUAGCUGAAAGGUACUUGUAUGAGAUGGCUAGUAGGUCAAUGCUUCAAGUGAAGUUAUAUGAGUUCUCGCCAGCAAGAAAGGUUAGGUCAUGCUACCUUCAUGAUCUGAUGAGGGACUUCUGCCUGGCCCGUGGAAAAGAAGUUGAAUUUCUCAAGUUGCUUGAUUUUCGAGGAGGAAAUGAUCCCUUGUCGGAUUAUUCUACAGAGCGCGACGACAGUACUCCUAGAUGUUCCAUUCACACGGAAAAGCAUGGUCUGGGUGAUGUUGACUCUAUGAUAACUGGUCUGGGUGAUGUUGACUCUAUGAUAACUAUGGCACUGGACGCCAGUGGACAACUGCGUUCUUUAACAUUAAGUGGUGGACAACUGCGUUCAUUUCCAUUUCCAUUUAUGUAUUACAUGGCAAGCAUCUCAUUUCCUCAAGUAAUAUGUGAUUCAAACAAGUUCAAAUAUCUAAAGGUUCUCAAAUUCGAGGGUUACGAUUUCAUGGGCAAAGGUUUGCCUAAAGGAAUAAAGAAGCUGGUCAAUUUGAGGUUCUUCAGUGUAAAGGACAGUAACUUGCGUGAACUUCCAUCAUCCAUAGGUCAAUUACAGUACCUGGAGACACUUGAUCUACGAGUCUAUAACCACAUUGUGGUGCCUGAUGUCUUGUGCAAAUUGAAAGGACUGAAGCAUGUGUAUUUUAUUAGAGUCCUCAACCGUAAAGAAGUAGAACGUGAACGACUAAGUUUUCACGGCUUAAGUAAGCUGGAGACUUUAGUUGGCUUUGACGAUAGUGUCGGAGAAUUGAAACAUUUGAAUAAUCUAAGGUUCCUCCAUGCAAUUGUGCAUAUCAAUAAAAAGAACGAUCUCCCUCAGAUGCUCAAUUACUUGAAUUCCAACCGACACAAGCUACGGGAGGCUCAAUUGGUGAUUGUUGCAGAUGGUAAAGAAGAAGUGCUUCCUUUUCUAGAUCUUUUGUCCUGCCAUUGUCUCCACAAAUCGGCAAUAUUCUACGGAAGGUGCAAGUUUCAAAAAGUUGAACCACCCCUUUCCCCCUCGAACCUCAGUGCCUUAUGUUUGCAGGGGUGUUCAAUUGAAGGAGAUCCAAUGAGUGUCUUGGGAAAUCUUUCCAACUUGAGGAGUCUGACUUUGGAGUAUGUGGAGUUGGUGGAGAGAAAUGUGAUGAUUAUUGAUGCAAAUGCUUUUCCAAAACUCGUAUCUCUGGCGAUCACUCGUAUAACAAACUUAGAAAAGUGGGUGGUGGCUGAAGGAUCCAUGCCUAACCUAUCUCAUCUUGCAAUCGAUAGAUGUGAAGCACUGGAGAUGAUUCCUGAUGGGCUGAGGUUUAUUACAACACUCAGAAAGUUGGAAAUUAAAAUGCCUGAAGAAUUCAUCGUCCAAAGAAUUCAUGGGAUCGAUGGGCGUGGAGGACCGGAUCGUGACAAAAUCUGUCACGUCCCCGUGAUUGCAAUUCAAUCUUAUGGAAGCAUGAAGAAUGAGCCAACUGAUGACAUCUGGAGCGAAGAAUCUUCGAGUUCUGUGGAUUGCAAGUCUAGCCAUCACUGA
This is a messenger RNA of Coffea eugenioides, 2793 nucleotides long. RefSeq names its product probable disease resistance protein At1g58390. Gene Ontology annotation, molecular function: ADP binding; protein binding. The transcript is spliced from 2 exons. The coding region runs from base 1 to 2793 and encodes 930 amino acids. Gene Ontology annotation, biological process: defense response to other organism. NCBI's taxonomy places the organism in Eukaryota, Viridiplantae, Streptophyta, Magnoliopsida, Gentianales, Rubiaceae. The record is from RefSeq and is a predicted model, not a curated record.